Molecule: messenger RNA, 2475 nt
Organism: Helianthus annuus (common sunflower)
Lineage: Eukaryota; Viridiplantae; Streptophyta; Magnoliopsida; Asterales; Asteraceae
Exons: 2
Coding region: 653-1465 (270 amino acids)
Molecular function (GO): nucleic acid binding; zinc ion binding
Source: RefSeq, a predicted model, not a curated record
AGAAAAUAAACAAUUCUAAUCUCGUUCUCUACCUCACUAUCUCAGAUCUUUCUCUCUCUUAAACCAACCCCCACCUAUCAGUCUCUCCUAUCACCGCCACUACUUCCAUUGACAACCCUAAUUAUACUUAAAAGAAUAAUUGACUUAGCCUGUGUUCAUCCUUUAUCUUCUCAACAAAUGAUUCCCAAACUUUCCCUUUCCUUCUCAACCUGCCACCCCUUCAUCGCCCUAAAUUCAUUCAAGAAAUCAAUACAACCCCCCACCUUAUUCUACGGCCUUACUGCGCUGAAAAAAAAAACUAAAUUCAUCGCUAUGCUUUCUCUUUUCGAUACACCUUUUUCACCGCAUAAACACUCGAAACCAAACUAGAUCGGAAAAAUUGUUUCACUUCAGUAAAAUUAGAUCUCACAAAACCUGGUCAUCACUUGCCAUCCACAACCAUCUCCAUCCCAAAAUCCGAACCUGUAAGCAAGAGGAUCAUCAGUUGAGUUCGAAUUUAGGGCUGGAACCGGAUGACGUUGAGCAUCGGACUUGAGAUUCUUCAAAUUGUUGAUUUUAUCGACCAAAUCAAGUGUUCCUACUGGAGUAGCGACCUGAGGAAGUAGCGGCAACCUAAGUGGAGUUCAACAAGGGUGUCGAUUCAACCAGGAAUAUGACAACGAUGACGAUAACGGCUUCCGCUAACAUAGAUGAUGAUGUUUCGGAUAUGAUGAUGACGACUUCCGCUGUCCGGAUGUCCAACAUAGUGGUAUCAGAGCCACGGUGGGAAAUCGAUGAAGAUCGAUCGAUAUUAUACGAUUUCGGGCACAUCCGGAUGAAGAACAAAAACAGGGGAUAUGGAGACGGACAAGAAUCCAAUCCCGAUCGCACGAUUUCGCGAUCACGAAUGUUCGCAAGAAUGAAGCGAAAUAUUCUAAUGAAAUUAGAAAUCGAAAUCGAGUUACUGGAACGAGAACCGGAAUGGUUUAAUGUUCACGGUAAUGAAGGUAUGAAACAACAGGAGAUGUUUAAUGUUCAUAAGAACAGAGAAAAGGAACGAGAACCGGAAUGGUUGGAAAUCGCAGAAUUACACGUUCCCGGGAAGAGACGGAUGAUAAAGAGGAACGAACGACGAAGGAAGGAUCUUACGAAGAAGCGAUGUUACUAUUGUCAUGAUAUGGGACACUUAAUUGCCUUCUGCAAAUUAAAAGAACAUGACAAUGCAACCGGAAUUCAGCGAACGAGGGCAGAGUACGACGUCACCGGCACAGAACAUGGAUUAUGGGCAGAUAUAUGGAAUGAAUGUUGUCACCGGAUUAAUAAGAGUAGAGGAGUUAGGAGAAAGAGAAAGAAGAAGAAGAUGCAAACUAUGGAUGAAGGCCCUGUACAUGAAGAACAAUCUGUGGAUGAAGGCCCUGUACAUGAAGAACGAACUAUGGAUGAGGCCAACAAAAGUGUUCUCAAGCACUCUCUAAAACUGAAUUAAGUUUAGGGGAGUGUGUUGGAAUAUUAAACUUAAUUUAGUUAUUUUAUUAUGUAUUAAGUGUAAUUAGGAUAAUUAAAGUUAUUAUUAUGUAUGUAUCUAAAGAUAUGAAUGAACGGAAACGUUGGUUGGUUGACACCGUUUCAAGUGACGGUUACUCCCGCCAAACAUUACCGUAUAUAUAUGUACCUACCGGCAAUUUGUUCGAUACCAAGAUAUUCAAUUCAUAAUAUCCAUUUCAGUUUUCUUUUGUCUAUUUUUCUGUACAACACACACACAAACAGGAAUAUGACAACGAUGACGAUAACGGCUUCCGCUAACAUAGAUGAUGAUGUUUCGGAUAUGAUGAUGACGACUUCCGCUGUCCGGAUGUCCAACACUUAGGCCUAAGCAUCGAGCCAAUACGGGAUACACAAUUACACAACACUGAUUCCUUUCAUAAUAUGUACCAAUUAUGUAUUAUGUAUAUUCUUGUUAUAUACAUAACAUUAUGUGUGUGUUUCACAUUGCAGAUGUCACGUUGAUUUAUUAUUUUGCUUUAGCGACUCUUGUAAAAGUGAUUUAUGAGUCAUGUGUUAUAAUGAUAUGAGAUGGGUUUACGGGCAUCGUGGCAUGCAUGUCAUGUGGUACCCAUUUGGUAUUAUUGAUACUCCCCUCAUAAUAAUUUUGUGUUGUACCUUUGGCAUUACUGAUAAUUGGCAAAAGUGGGUAGGGGCCAAAUAGUAUGGGCAAGAGAAGAGGACUUCUUUUGAUCAAUAAGUUAAAGGUAUCCUAUUAUAUAUCUCUCAAAACACUAAACACAUAUGGGUGUUUUAAUGUGCUUUAAGACAACCGUAAUAACUAGUAAGAAAUACAUAACAAACUCUAGUUAUGAUUAUUGUGAUUCAAUAAUGAUUAAAAUUUAUGAAAUUGAUUACAAUUGGAGUGAAUGGUAUGUGGUUCCAACAAUCAGUUGUAAAAGAAAUUAAGAAGGAAAUCCAGAAAGAAUUUUAGAAAAAAAAAAAAAAAAAAAA